Aspergillus versicolor CBS 583.65 is the source of this 261-nucleotide messenger RNA. RefSeq lists its product as uncharacterized. Lineage: Eukaryota; Fungi; Ascomycota; Eurotiomycetes; Eurotiales; Aspergillaceae. Gene Ontology annotation, biological process: protein phosphorylation. Bases 1 to 261 code for a protein of 86 amino acids. The record is from RefSeq and is a predicted model, not a curated record. Gene Ontology annotation, molecular function: ATP binding; protein kinase activity. The transcript has 2 exons.
AUGAGCUUGCGAGAUAUGAAAAUUGUCUUCCGACCGGCUGGCUUUGACGAAGACUUCGUCCGGGGUGCCAUUUUUGAGCUCCUUCAUAUUCUAGACUUCUUGCAUACUAAUGGAGAGACGGUGCACACUGACGUGCAUCCAGGCAAUAUGCUCCUAGGGGCGCACGAUAACACCAUAUUCCAAAAGCUCGAAGAAAAGGAAUUCGCAUCCCCUAUACCUUGCAAACAGGACUUAUCUGGGAGGACCGUUUAUCUCUUAUGA